Molecule: messenger RNA, 1181 nt
Organism: Vollenhovia emeryi
Lineage: Eukaryota; Metazoa; Arthropoda; Insecta; Hymenoptera; Formicidae
Gene: Dph5
Product: diphthine synthase
Exons: 5
Coding region: 225-1100 (291 amino acids)
Biological process (GO): protein histidyl modification to diphthamide
Molecular function (GO): diphthine synthase activity
Source: RefSeq, a predicted model, not a curated record
UUACUGCUUACUUCCAAUGUAGACGCUUAAGAGUAAGCGUAAGAAAUAAAAAUAAUUCAUUUCGCUUAUGCCCUUACUCCAGCUCUCUUAAACCAGAAGUAGUUCUCUUACGCCUACUCUUACUUCUUACGCCAAGCUUACUCCACCUAUUGUAGACGACGCUUUAUUCUGUCGGCGUUUUUUCGUCAAACUGGGCAGCGGAUGACAAUAAACGCGUGGGCACCAUGUUCUACGUGAUAGGAUUAGGUCUAGGCGACACGAAGGACGUCACCGUUAAAGGGCUCGACAUCAUCAGGAAGUGUGAUCGCGUGUACCUGGAAUCUUAUACCUCGGUCUUAACAGUGCAGCAGGAAGCCUUGGUUCGUAAUCAUCCAAACGUCAAGGAAGAAUUCUACGGACGUUCUCUGAUCGUAGCCGACCGGGAGCUAGUGGAGAGUAAUGCAGACGAGAUACUGCCCAAGAGAAAGGACGAGGAUGUUGCUUUUCUGGUCGUGGGGGACCCCUUCGGGGCUACCACGCACACGGAUCUGGUUCUGCGCGCGAAGGAGAGAAAUAUACAGGUGAGAGUCGUACACAAUGCAUCGAUACUGACUGCGGUCGGUUGCUGCGGCUUACAACUGUACUCGUACGGGGAAAUCGUUUCAAUUCCGUACUGGACCGACACUUGGCGGCCCGACAGCUUUUACGAGAAGAUCGCGUCCAACAGGCAAAGAGGGCUGCACACACUCUGUCUCUUGGACAUCAAAGUUAAGGAGCCUACCCUGGAAAGUAUCACGAGGAGAAAGAAGGAGUACAUGCCUCCGAGAUUCAUGAACGUUAACGAGGCUGCCGGUCAACUGAUGGCUAUACUCGACAACAAGAUUCAGGAUGGUCAGAAAGAUUUAGCGUUCACGCAACGUAGCUUGGCGGUGGGCCUGGCGCGGGUGGGCUGCGAGGACCAGCACAUUGUCGCUUGUCCCCUGCAGGAUAUGACGCGCGUGGACUUGGGACCGCCGCUACACUGCCUCGUCAUACCGGCGGAAAAACUUCAUCCCCUCGAGUUGGAAUUUCUAACGCAGUAUGCUCUCGACGAGGCUCAAUUCAAAGAAAUGACGCAAUGACCUUUUUUAUCUCAUGAAGAAUAGAGUGGACUCUCGUCUUUUUGUACAGCGACGAAAUACAUUGAUUGUGCGAAACUGUUA